Molecule: messenger RNA, 327 nt
Organism: Aphanomyces astaci
Lineage: Eukaryota; Oomycota; Saprolegniomycetes; Saprolegniales; Verrucalvaceae
Exons: 2
Coding region: 1-327 (108 amino acids)
Source: RefSeq, a predicted model, not a curated record
AUGACACUUCCAAACCGGUGGGAGACAUUUCCGAUUCACAUCUCCACCCCACACAUCCUCGUAACCAUGCAAGUCUUGUUCGCUGCCAUCGCCGCCGUGGCUGUUGCCCAAACCACCACCGACCAUCAUGGCAACAUGACUUCCAACGUCACCACCUCCGGCCCCACGACCAUCGUCAAGCCGGCCACCACUUCCACCACUUUCACCGCUACGACGACCAAGGCGGUCACCACGGCGGCUCCUACGACCACAAAGUCUUCGUCCGCGUCGGCUGCGUCCGUGGUGGCCAGUGUCGCGAUCGUCGCUGCGUGGGCUGCUGUCCAGUAA